Messenger RNA from Homo sapiens (human), 34298 nucleotides. It is a transcript of the gene FLRT2, whose product is annotated as fibronectin leucine rich transmembrane protein 2. NCBI's taxonomy places the organism in Eukaryota, Metazoa, Chordata, Mammalia, Primates, Hominidae. The record is from RefSeq and is a predicted model, not a curated record. Gene Ontology annotation, biological process: negative chemotaxis; fibroblast growth factor receptor signaling pathway; heart morphogenesis. Gene Ontology annotation, molecular function: chemorepellent activity; fibroblast growth factor receptor binding. Gene Ontology annotation, cellular component: glutamatergic synapse; plasma membrane; synapse. The transcript has 3 exons. The coding region runs from base 1385 to 3367 and encodes 660 amino acids.
AGUUGUACGUUCGAAACCUGUCGCCGUCACUUGCGCGUUUGGCAUUAUCCAUUGUCACCGCGGAGGAACGAGCGCUCGAGAUAUCAUCAGUGCCCGCAAAUCUCCGCGCCAAGGCGCUGAGCUACUCCUUUCCGAGGUGCGCCUCUGGUCCUCCGUCCCUGGUGCCCAGCAGCGGCGAGGCGGCAUCUCCGCUCCCGCCGCCGUGUCCACCGAGCCCUGGGAUCAGGGUGGCAGUUCUCAACGAUGGGCAGGAGGGACCUCGGCGGCGACCCCUAAAACAAUACCAUGCCCCGGGAUCCCCGCUGCUGCCGCGCCAGCGUCUUCCCUUUCCACCUCCCUGACCCUGUCGGAUUCGGAUGAGCCCAUUGCAAGGAGAAGACGCAGCCGUCAGAGCGCCUGCGGAGGUGGCGAAGGCUUGGAGAGCAUACGAGGCGGAAUCCGGAUCGAGUGAGUUCCUUGAGCCGCUUGCGUGGGACGCAGGGAGAGGGCGAAUAACGCCCUCAGGCGCUGAAUGCAGGGGCAAGGAGCCAGCGAGGGUGGCUGGAGCAGGCCUUGCCAGCUGUUACCAAGUCUCUCCACAGGCUUGGGGGCUUGGGGCCUCCUGGAAAGAUCCCUCCGCCGCGCUGACCAGUACGGGGCUCGCUCCCGCACUUUGAAGGCUGCCGCGGUCUUUCGUCAUUUAUAAUCAAGCCCAAGAUCAAGGUUGCAAGCUGAGGUCGGGGUACUGACAACGGGAAUGAAGCCAUAGGGGAAGAGGAUAACUGGGACGGGCUGGACCCAUACUUGAUACCCGGGAAACUCCUAGAGCGUGUGGUGCUCCUGCCAGCGGCAGUUACUGGUGGAGCUGAGGCCACCGCUACUGUCGUCGUUGGCGCUUUGCUUCUGGAACCUCCCAGCAAGAUGGCACUCACUGUCUGUUCCCUUCCGAUUAGCACCCCCAGCCGCGCUCCCUCCUCCCCGGGAUACGUAUUAGUCACAUACUGUGGGGAGAAGAUGGGCUAUGUAAAUAUUGCAGAUUGAGCUUAACCAAGAAGUUCGUAGGCUAAUCAAGGCUGGCUUGACCUACAAAAGAAGAAGAGAGUUCUGCCUGCCCACUUGGGCUUGUGUUGACACGGCUGAUAACUUGCCAUCACCUGUUGCCAGUGUGGAAAAAUUCUCCCUGUUGAAUUUUUUGCACAUGGAGGACAGCAGCAAAGAGGGCAACACAGGCUGAUAAGACCAGAGACAGCAGGGAGAUUAUUUUACCAUACGCCCUCAGGACGUUCCCUCUAGCUGGAGUUCUGGACUUCAACAGAACCCCAUCCAGUCAUUUUGAUUUUGCUGUUUAUUUUUUUUUUCUUUUUCUUUUUCCCACCACAUUGUAUUUUAUUUCCGUACUUCAGAAAUGGGCCUACAGACCACAAAGUGGCCCAGCCAUGGGGCUUUUUUCCUGAAGUCUUGGCUUAUCAUUUCCCUGGGGCUCUACUCACAGGUGUCCAAACUCCUGGCCUGCCCUAGUGUGUGCCGCUGCGACAGGAACUUUGUCUACUGUAAUGAGCGAAGCUUGACCUCAGUGCCUCUUGGGAUCCCGGAGGGCGUAACUGUACUCUACCUCCACAACAACCAAAUUAAUAAUGCUGGAUUUCCUGCAGAACUGCACAAUGUACAGUCGGUGCACACGGUCUACCUGUAUGGCAACCAACUGGACGAAUUCCCCAUGAACCUUCCCAAGAAUGUCAGAGUUCUCCAUUUGCAGGAAAACAAUAUUCAGACCAUUUCACGGGCUGCUCUUGCCCAGCUCUUGAAGCUUGAAGAGCUGCACCUGGAUGACAACUCCAUAUCCACAGUGGGGGUGGAAGACGGGGCCUUCCGGGAGGCUAUUAGCCUCAAAUUGUUGUUUUUGUCUAAGAAUCACCUGAGCAGUGUGCCUGUUGGGCUUCCUGUGGACUUGCAAGAGCUGAGAGUGGAUGAAAAUCGAAUUGCUGUCAUAUCCGACAUGGCCUUCCAGAAUCUCACGAGCUUGGAGCGUCUUAUUGUGGACGGGAACCUCCUGACCAACAAGGGUAUCGCCGAGGGCACCUUCAGCCAUCUCACCAAGCUCAAGGAAUUUUCAAUUGUACGUAAUUCGCUGUCCCACCCUCCUCCCGAUCUCCCAGGUACGCAUCUGAUCAGGCUCUAUUUGCAGGACAACCAGAUAAACCACAUUCCUUUGACAGCCUUCUCAAAUCUGCGUAAGCUGGAACGGCUGGAUAUAUCCAACAACCAACUGCGGAUGCUGACUCAAGGGGUUUUUGAUAAUCUCUCCAACCUGAAGCAGCUCACUGCUCGGAAUAACCCUUGGUUUUGUGACUGCAGUAUUAAAUGGGUCACAGAAUGGCUCAAAUAUAUCCCUUCAUCUCUCAACGUGCGGGGUUUCAUGUGCCAAGGUCCUGAACAAGUCCGGGGGAUGGCCGUCAGGGAAUUAAAUAUGAAUCUUUUGUCCUGUCCCACCACGACCCCCGGCCUGCCUCUCUUCACCCCAGCCCCAAGUACAGCUUCUCCGACCACUCAGCCUCCCACCCUCUCUAUUCCAAACCCUAGCAGAAGCUACACGCCUCCAACUCCUACCACAUCGAAACUUCCCACGAUUCCUGACUGGGAUGGCAGAGAAAGAGUGACCCCACCUAUUUCUGAACGGAUCCAGCUCUCUAUCCAUUUUGUGAAUGAUACUUCCAUUCAAGUCAGCUGGCUCUCUCUCUUCACCGUGAUGGCAUACAAACUCACAUGGGUGAAAAUGGGCCACAGUUUAGUAGGGGGCAUCGUUCAGGAGCGCAUAGUCAGCGGUGAGAAGCAACACCUGAGCCUGGUUAACUUAGAGCCCCGAUCCACCUAUCGGAUUUGUUUAGUGCCACUGGAUGCUUUUAACUACCGCGCGGUAGAAGACACCAUUUGUUCAGAGGCCACCACCCAUGCCUCCUAUCUGAACAACGGCAGCAACACAGCGUCCAGCCAUGAGCAGACGACGUCCCACAGCAUGGGCUCCCCCUUUCUGCUGGCGGGCUUGAUCGGGGGCGCGGUGAUAUUUGUGCUGGUGGUCUUGCUCAGCGUCUUUUGCUGGCAUAUGCACAAAAAGGGGCGCUACACCUCCCAGAAGUGGAAAUACAACCGGGGCCGGCGGAAAGAUGAUUAUUGCGAGGCAGGCACCAAGAAGGACAACUCCAUCCUGGAGAUGACAGAAACCAGUUUUCAGAUCGUCUCCUUAAAUAACGAUCAACUCCUUAAAGGAGAUUUCAGACUGCAGCCCAUUUACACCCCAAAUGGGGGCAUUAAUUACACAGACUGCCAUAUCCCCAACAACAUGCGAUACUGCAACAGCAGCGUGCCAGACCUGGAGCACUGCCAUACGUGACAGCCAGAGGCCCAGCGUUAUCAAGGCGGACAAUUAGACUCUUGAGAACACACUCGUGUGUGCACAUAAAGACACGCAGAUUACAUUUGAUAAAUGUUACACAGAUGCAUUUGUGCAUUUGAAUACUCUGUAAUUUAUACGGUGUACUAUAUAAUGGGAUUUAAAAAAAGUGCUAUCUUUUCUAUUUCAAGUUAAUUACAAACAGUUUUGUAACUCUUUGCUUUUUAAAUCUUAAAAAAAAAAAAGUUGCUGAAGUACUGUACAGGGUUGUACAAUGAGAACCCAAUGCCAAGGCAAAAAGAACGAGUGAUUUUUCCUUAGGAUACACAUCAACCACUUUGCUGUUGAAGCUGUCAGAAUAAAUUCCUGGUGGUCAGAUGAAAGGGCAGAUUAAAUGGACUCAUCAGGGUAAGAGGAAUAAUAUGGGUAAAACAAGAAAUGGCCCGAUAGUUUCACACUAUUCCUAUACCUCCAGGUCCGGAAGACAGGUAAAAAAUUCUAUAAUGUAAGAAUGGAGGUAGUUACCCUGAUUUGACCCUGUGUGGGAAAUGCUGAAAGCACCAGGAGGAAGCCGGUUCCCGUGAGAUAAGUUAACCCGGCCUGACAGAAUCAAGAAAAUUGAGAUGAGAUUUGAAAGGACCCGAAAAUGCAGGGGUUGGCUUUCUGACUGGGAACUUAAAAAUCACUCUUCAUGCUUCCCUGGUCCUAUGUGAUAACAGAGUUAGAGACUUGAGUCUGAUUUCAGUCAUCUUCAGGGACCAGUCUGAUGUUGUAGCAAGAAGACUCCCUUUAAAAGUGUUACUGUUCAAAUCAUAUAUCAGGUUGAAUCACAUUCAACAGAGAUAUAUUCUAGAAUACUUUUUUAGAAGAGGCUAAUAAAGGGAAGAAUUAUAUUGAAUGGAAUUAUUUUUGAUAAUGAGAAUUAUUUGGGUAGAUUCACUGAGGCUAUGUCAACAUGAUAUUUAGACCAACAGGUGAUCAAUGUUUGGAAAAUACAACAAUGACUUAUUUAAAAAUUACCCUUCCUGCUAUUUAGACAAAAACAACUGAUCAGUGGUUCUGUUAUGUCAGCUGACUUUGUUAGUAUCAUGUUGAAAUAGCUUGAAGUAAUAUCUUUUAUCCCCUUGCAAAUUCUUGUCUUCCAAUCAUCUCCCAUAUAUUUUCAUAAUUAGUUGUUUAUGACACCUUUGUUUUUCUCCCUCUGUUCAGUAUUUCAAGGAAAAUUAUGGAUGCCAGUCUUGGCUGCACAAGAUAUCCAUUACGUACUUAUACAUUUUAAAAUGAGUACUAAUUUUCACUGCUAAUAAUUCUGUAAGGACACAUCAAAGCUGGCCAAAAUAAUGAAUUUUUUUUAAAAAGCAAUACCUGGUUUCCACCUUGGACUGACUUUGAUCCUGUUCCACUUUUGAAAUUUUAUUUGUUCCUUUUCCAUCGUGGAUGUUCCUCUACUUUGGCAAUUGUGGAGGGCUAAUCAAUCUUAUGUUAGCAGGACAACCCAUGAAAAACAAGUCAGAGAGUGAAGGCUUUUUCCCCUAAUCCUGGCAGAGCAGGGCGUAGAAAAGAGAGGAUGUCCGUGCUUAAUUCUAGAUACUUUUGAGACAACACCUUCAGAAAACACAUAAUUUAAUCUUUGCCAUCCUUAGAUAGAGAAGGGCUAUAGAUCACAUACGUUAUCAAAAACUACUCCCUUGGAAAAAAUAUCUUUCGAAAAUCAAAUUUAAACAUUUCACUCUGUGCUGCAUAUUUCUUUUACCAUUGACCAUUAUUAUAGGGACCCAUGAAGUAAAUGUCACAAUCAUCUUACUAGCUCUCUCUCUCUCAGCAAAAUAAAACUGUGAUGUGUCUUCUUUGUAAAAGUUUAGGUAUAAAAUGCUAUGCAACUUUUUCUUUAUAGUAAGAGCUUUAUUUUCUUUAAUAAUAUAGCCCAACUUAUAUGUUUUAAUCUCCCUUGUCCCUCAGAAUAAGCAGAAAAUAUAACUGCAGCUGUAUGUCGUAGACACAAGAAUUGAAACUGUGCAGUCAGUAGAGCUGAACUUAGCUAUGAAUUAAUUUAAAUUAAUUCUAAAGUGACUCUGGUUUCCAUUUUAGUCUAUUAGCUAGAGGGUUUUGGCUGUUGCUUUUUUUAAAGUUAGGUCCACACAGUGAAGGGAAAAGAGUCUGUGAAGGUGAUCAGUGUAGCAGUAAGACAUCUAAAAUCAAGACAAUGACAUGGGGGCUUUGUGUACUUAGCUGGAUAAUUCCCUUCUACUGUCCUCUUCCCCUUGGCUGUGUAGAUAAAAUUGUGCAUUCAAAUGAUGGUACUUUGACUUUUGAGGGUUUUUAUUUCUGUUAUUCACAAAAUACUCAUUCUCAUUUAUGUAUAUUGUAUGUUUAACCCCCAGUGGGAUUUCUGGCUGCUGAAACCACUUUGGGCCAGGAAGAACAAGGAUGAAGAGGUUCCUGUCAUUUCUUAUGGGGUUCACAGAAUUAUUUGGGGCUUAAAUGGUACAAUGGAGACAGUCAUGUGCAAUGCUUAAGAUGGUCUGACAGGGUCCCUUUUGCUGGAGGUGUUCCUGAAGAGAUUGAACCUAGUAACAGGCUUUAUUUUCACCUUGUGUACAACAUGGCAAAGACUGCUAAGAUUAAAAUCCGUCUCCCAUUUGUUACAGCCUCACCUGCACCAGGAUAGAAAGCACGUGAUGGAAUCUGUGAUGUCUAAUGUGUCUUAUGAAAAUUGCCAAACAACUGUCCCUGGGGAUUCUGCUUUGAUUGGCAUUUUUAGUCAUGGGAAUGUAUAUUUGCUGAUAUAUCUGCUCUGUGUUUGGGCCUCUCUUGCUGUCAUUAUGAUGUAUUUUGAGAUGAUUAGUCAAGAGUCAAGGUUGCGAGUACAGGCCAAGACCAUGGGAAAAAAAGCCAUGCUCACUGGCCAAUAAAGAGCUUGAUGCUGCCUGGCCAAAUGAGGUGACUCAGAUAGAAUCUGAUCCCAUUCAGAGCUUGGUAAAUGUCACUGUACAGAAGACAUUGAAAAGGAAGAGGCAUAGUCAUGAUCAAAAGGAUAUAUUGACAGUUAUCUAUAGCCAGGGUAGUUGUUAAUACCUGCUUGUUUGGGGAGAUAUGUUUGAUUAUAGAGAGACUCUGGGCCACCCUCAAACACCGUCAGAUGCAUUAGCAGCCCACUGCAUGGGACAAUCGCAGGCAGAUACGAGGAAUGUAUCCCCUGCCUAUUUUCCUUGUGUAACAAAUGGAAAACAUUCUCCCCUGUGAGAAAUAAUGCAAUUUCUAAUUAUCUGGAUGUUCGUUGAAAAUAUAUUAGACAUUCUCCCUGAGGUUAAAAACAAAAAGUACGUGACCAGUCUGGUAAGAAGUAUUAAUGAAGUAGCUAAUAUUACAGCUUCAUUUUCUACUAGCACCUAUCAUAAUGGUCUUAGUCAUUUCACACAAAUCAGAACUUCCUUCCCCACCAGGGAGGACAACAUCUUCAUGCUGUGAUUGAAGCAUCCAUUCAGAACACGAGGCAAUAUUGCAGUCCACAGGGAAUGGAUGCUUCACUUGAUCUCCGGACCUUGGCUGCAGAGGCCAUCGCAGCUUUUGAAAAGUGAAGGGGUUAAUUCCCAUUGGUGUCUUUGCUUAUAGCAUUUUUCUCUAACCUAUAACAAGGAGACAUUACAUUUUACUUUAGAACAUGAGAAUAGCAGUUUUGCUCAUGACUUACCAUUCCAGCUGCAUGGGAAAGCAAAGCAGAAAACAGUGCCCCAAAUGGAAAAAAGAUACUCACACAGAACAAAACAGUUCUUGGUCUUGUUCUUGGUCUUGUCAAACCUUGCCUGAUGCUCUUUCUAAAGUCAAAAUAUGAAUGCUAAGAAGGCAUAACCUACAUCCUUCUCUGAUUUCUUCAGCAGGGUCAAAAGACAGUUACUAGCAAUGGGGAAUGCUUGUCACUGUGGAGAAAGAGUUUUGUAUAUGUCUGAUACCGUUGUUAUAACAAAACAAAUUUUUUUACUAUAGUUUUUUGUUUUCUACCUGCACACCCACCAGAAGAGCACAAAGCAAGGCCAUUGCAACAGGCAUUUAAAAAUUAUUAUCAAACAUGCACAUGCUUGUACACACACACACACACACACACAAACAGGGGCAUUUGUAAAGGUGUCCCUGGAAUGUAAGAUUUAUAAUGUUUAAGGCAAGGUGAAGGCAUUGCCAAGUGUGUGUCGCUCAUAGGACUAGUGUAUAUUCACUGAAAGUUAACCUGAUGAUUUGUUAUUGUUUGAACCAUAUGCUGAUUUGCUUCUGGUUUCUGUUUAGUGUGUUCUCUCUGAUAAGGGGCUGAAAGAUUCUGCAUCACACAUCCUCUGAGACCUACCAUGUCGCACACUUUGUUAAUGACAAACUUCACUCUACACUAUACAGUACCUUGUUGAUAUAUUCAGUAAAGUCUUAUUUUAAAAGAAAACCACAUUGUGUUUAUCUGAGUAAGUUCAUUGGGAUACAGUCAAUACUUGUGCUGUUAAUGUAGAAGAAAUGACGCAGGAGGGCAGGAAUAAAAGAGGUAAUAGGACUUUCGUAUUCUCCUAUCAUGAAUAUGACUUGCAUUUCUAAAGGCCAUUUGAUCCUUUUUGUGUGAGGAGUUUAUAUGAAAUCCUCAUGUUCUUUUAAAUUUCCCAACUAAAUUGUGUGUUCCUACGAAUACCUUUUAGGUAUGCACACAUACACAGAGCAUCUUAUUUUAUACUGGUGAAAUCUAUGUUGUUUAGGAUACAGAUAAUGUCAUUGUAUUUAUCCUAUCAGAAUAGGCUUUUCCCCUAUUUCAAAAUAGAUGCUAUUGGCUUUAUUUUUUAUUUUUAAAUUUUUUUUAAACACGGUCUUACCAUGUUGCCCAGGCUGGUCUCAAACUCCUAGAUGCAAGCAAUCAUCCCACCUCGAUCACCCAAAGUGCUGGGAGUACAGGCAGAGGACACCAUGCCCAGCCACGCUAUUGGUUUUAAAUGUCAGAUUUCUUUAAGAAUUCUCAUAGUACUUUUCUGCCGCAGAAUUUAUAGCACAUCUGUCCAUCCUUUCAAUAGGCACUCAAGGAAAUGUAUCUAUUCAUAUGCUCAACUUCAAUUGAUUAGUCUCAUAUGAUUUUUCAGAACCCCUUUUGCUAACCCCUCUUGGCCAUUUCAUUAAUAAUGUAUUUGACAGAGAUUGAAUCAGGAAAUAAAUUCAUGACAUUUCAGUUAACUAGUAUUACCUGUUUGUAGAAUCUCUGUUGGAACAUUGACUAUGAAAGACAGUGCUAACAAGUAAUUCAUAUUACUUUUGGGGAUUUUAUGUAAAGUAACAUCUAUGCUAUUCUUGGGUACUUUUGCCAAGAGUUACAGACCUUAUUCUAUACAGACUAAACCAUUAGUCAAAAAAUACCAUUCAUUCAAAAUAAUUCAUUAAUGUCCUCCUACUCUGUUCCAAACACUAGGCUGAGUUCAGAGGCCUCACAGAAUAGUGAAAUGCGUUCUUAGCCAAAUCAGGCAAAUCUUCUCCCUCACUAUGUCCCUGAAGAAAUCUCUUCAUCUGAUAUAUUUACUAUUCAUCUACUUUCUACAGCACUAUGUUAGGGUCUUCCGGGGAUUCAGAGAAAAGUGUCUGUGAGCCAUUAAGAAACUCACAGAUCAGGUAAUAAACACUUUUUCUAAUGCAUUCCAGUGUCUCAGAGCCUGCAUAAUCACUUUAUACUACUUCAUUAAAUUGACAGGACAUCUAAGGUGACAAAAGAGAUGUUUCUACCUGUUGGUAAGGUUGAUGCAACUGUCAUAAUUAGAUGUUCUUGGUUUUUAAUAGAUGCAGCAAUGAGAGAGUACAUUGCUAAAGUCAGAACUUAAUUUGAAUUAAAUUUUCAAGUUUCCACCAAGUAUUUGAAAACUUAGAAAUUGUAUUUCGUAAUUACACAUGCAGACAUUUAAAUUUUUAUUAAGCACCACGAUGGAACUCAAUCUAAAGGAAUAAUGGCACCUGAUAAUUACUAACAACCUUUGUUUAUAUAAGACCUUGUGCAAACUGUGUGAUAACGUAUGUUUGCAUUCUGUCUUUAAAAUAACCCUGUAAGGUGCGUUAUUUUAAUUUUUAGAUUUUAAAACUUAGCUUCAAGAGAAAUUAAGUGAUUAGUCUAUAGCUACAAAUCCUGUAAAUGGCAGAGUCAGGAAUUACCACUGAGCAUGACUCCAUGGACUCUUAAUUGUUUUCCUGCCUCUUAAUAAAUUGACCAUCCUUGAGACUGACUAGCCUUCAGAUUUUUCAUGAUGGAGCUAUCAUAACUUCUCAGUGGAUACAUAUAUUAUCAUUUAUGGCAAAUAAAGGGAACAUUUUAGAAGCCUCAAAAUUCUUGUCUUUUAAAGCCCUUGGUCAUCCAUUCCUAUUUUUUAUAAAAAUUCUUUUUGUGAUUAUUUGAUGGCUGCACAUUUAUCUGAUUUGAAGGUUUCAGAUGGAAUCAAGAUAUGUCUGUACCCAUAGGGUGAGCUGAAAGAGCUACUAAAAGGUCUUCAGUUGGGUUAUUUUUAGGAAUGAAUUUGUUUCGUACUUGAGAUGUUGCUCUAAGUAUUUUGUAGAUUCCGCUGAAAAAGCACGUAUGUCACAAUCUAUUAGGGCAUUAGUAAACUGGCUUCUGAAUUUAUGCUCUUUUUUUUUCCCAUAACAUAGAUAAAAAUGUGUGCUUUAGGGGAUAUUAUAUAAGCUUUAUUUUCACUGGCUCUACUGAAAGUUAAGGAUACAAAAGUUUUUAAUGGUAAUAACCCAAACUAUAUGUCAUUUUAGCACACACAUACCAAUGGGUGAUCAUAUCUGUCUUUUUUUUUUUUUUUUUUUUUUGGUAUGAAGUCUAAACUAGACGAAAACCUCAAUAUAUCCUUAGGGGAAUUCUUAUUACUUCAAUGACAUAAUAAACCUCAGUAUUGGGUCACUCUUUUCCUAAUAUAAAAAACUAUGCUGGCUCAAAAAGUCUUCUAAACUCCCUAGUUGGGAUAGGAUGGGCCUUUGUUGGUUUAGUUUUGAUUUCAUUCAGCAAAUAUUUACCGAGGCCUGGUAAGUUCUGGUGCAGAAUAAGAAUGUUUUCCAGGAGAGUUAAAUUUUGCUCAUCAAAAAUCUUUCUUGGAAGCUGCUGGUUUUUAACCGUCAGCCUGGGCUCUUUCUGCCUCUUUGCUUUUUUUGAGCAGAAUAUGGCCAGGCUGGUCUCAAACUCCUGAUCUUAGGUGAUCCACCCACCUAGGCCUCCCAAAGUGCUGGGAUUACAGGCAUGAGCCACACCACUGCAUUUAAAUAAUCAGCCUAGGAUUCUGCUAGUUCCAGCACCAGAGUGGCCUCUCAAAUGUGUUUUCUCCUCUUGGUUCCCUGACUCUGACUUGGUUAAGACCCUUCCUUUAGUCUUUUUCUAAUUUAGCCUUUCCAACACAUUGAAGGACAAAGGGUAAUCAUAAUCUAUAAGGAAUGCCUGAGUACGAUACUGCAGUGCUUGCAAAACAUGCGUUUUUAUUGCUUGCAAGAUAGAAUUCAAACUCUUUGUGUGACUUAUGUAUCCUACUACAUGUUGCUCCCUGACAUUUCUUACCAAUAUUGCCUCCUCCUUCAUUACAUGCUCUAGAUUAUAUAUAUAUAAUUACAUAUAUAAUCUAGAUUUUAUAUAUAUAUAUAUAUGAAAUGAGCAAACAAAAUGCUUUCAGUUUAUCUUCCUGGGAUCUCAAGUUCCUUCAAACCACUAUAUAUGUGCUCAAGGUCUUUCAUCCUGUGACAUUCCCCUUUGCCUGAUGACAUAUUUGUCCUUUAAGAUACAAGUCAAAGACCUCUCUUCCAAAGCCGCUGGAAUCACACCUGCCAAUUAUCUGACCGCUUUGUGCGGUUAAUAUAACUUUAAAAUACAUUUAUUUUUAGCACCUAUAUAUUGUAAUUUUUUGUGAGUCUGCUUCAUGCCUAUACAAUGGGGCCCCUGGAAACAGAAAACAUAUUCUGUAAAUUGUUGUACCUCAUCCAGUGUUAAGAGCCAUGCCCAGGCCCUGGUGGGUGCCCAGCUACAGGGGAAGAGCCACUCUGUCAGUUGCUUAUGGCCAGAUGGCUCUUUUUUUAAUAGCCCCAGAAAGAGCUGUGGAGUUCUGACUUGUGCAAAAUUAGCCUUGCUCAAAGACCACAGUAUGCGUUUUACAAGAACAAACAAACAUAUAUAUUUUCCUUAAAAUCUCUUGAUUACUCAUCAACAUUUUUAAAAGAAAUUUUGUUUUUAUGAUUAUUUGGUGGCCAUGCAUCUGAUUUGAAAGCUUUAGAUGGAAUCAGUAUGUCUACAUUCAUAGGAUGUGCUGAGAUAACAAUUAAAAAGACCUGAAGAACAUCUUUUUAUUUUAUUUAUUUAUUUUUUUUUGAGUUGGAGUCUCACUCUGUCACCAGAUUGGAGUGCAGUGGCACAAGCUCGGCUCACUGCAACCUCCGCCUCCCGGGUUCAAGCAAUUCUCCUGCCUCAGCCUCCUGCGUAGCUGGGACUACAGGCGUGCACCACCAUGCCUGGCUAAUUUUUUGUAUUUUUAGUAGAGAUGGGUUUUGCCACAUUGGCCAGGCUAGUCUCGAACUCCUGACCUCAGGUGAUCCCCCCACCUAGGCCUCCCAAAGUGCUGGGAUUACAGGUGUGAGCCACUGCGCCCAGCCAAGAACAUCCUUUUUAUAUAUUACAGACAAACUCAAAACUGAACCAGCUUGCAGAAAAGCAUACAAAGAGGUAUCUUUAAAAAUCACCUUAAUCCCAGCACUUUGGGAGGCCGAGGUGGGCAGAUCACGAGGUCAAGAAAUCAAGACCAUCCUGGCCAACAUGGUGAAACCCUGUCUCUACUAAAAAUACAAAAAAUUUAGCCGGGCUUGGUGGUGCGUGCCUGUAGUCCCAGCUACUCAGGAGGCUGAGGCAGGAGAAUUGCUUGAACCUAGGAGGUGGAGGUUGCAGUGAGCCAAGAUCAUGCCAUUGCACUCCAGCCUGGUGACAGAGUGAGACUCAAAAAAAAAAAAAAAAAAAUCACCUUGCAACAAAAUAUCGCCAUCAUGAAAAGUCCACAAAGCACAAGUAGACACAAAGUUAAACAUUUCGACAGUCGGCUAGUCAAAAUGAAUUCUUUGCAUGUGAAAAGCAGAGAUUUUUUUUUUUUCAUCUUCAUCAGCAAAAUUAAAAAAGACAGUCAUUAUUCACUAUGUCAUAUCCCAUAUAAAAAUACAGCAUAUAUCAUUUAAAGGUUCACAUUGUGUUAUCUUGGUUAUUGCCAUGAGAAUAGUCUUUCCUAGAAAUGAUAUGCUUGUAAAGAAGGGAGUGGAGAGUGGUAGUUAUUAAGAAAUCAGUUUGAAAUCAAGCUGACUUACUUUGGAAUCCUGCUUCAACCACUGACCUGCCAAUUUGCCUUGGCAAUAACUUGCACUUUAGGGUUAUCAGUGUACUUUUCCUAAAAUGGGGACAAUGAUGUCUAACACAUAUGGUGGUUGUCAGAAUUAAAGGCAUAUAUAGUAGUUGACAGAGUAUCUGGUACUGAGUAUACAUUGAAUAAAUGACAUGAAGCACCAUGUAUUUUUCAUGCAGAUGUAAUUCACAAGCACAUGGUGACAAAUUGCCAGCUUUUUAUGAUGAAAAUCAAAUUUCUUGUGUAUUGGGGUAAGAAUUACAUGUAGAGAUGAUCUAUUUAAAGGUAAUUAGCAUUCAAAAUUCCUCAAAACACUCAAUAAUUUGCACAGCUAUUAUCAAGAUGGGUCUGUCAGAAAGGUUUUCAUUAUUCUGUAUUCUUUCUGGGGGAAAAAAAUUGGGAAGAUGAGGUGCCAUGGGAUAACACACAACCAUGGCAGGCCUUUUUUCUCAUGGUGUGUGGGAUCAUUGAACAACAUGGUUGAACAGAAAGAGAACAGACUUCUUUAUAAUGUAGCAUAUAUUCUAUCUGGUUGCUAGAGUACACAUAGAUGUAGUUAUUGCUGAAAAUUAAUUCAGAAUAUGUGGGUGUCAAAAGAGCCCCAGGAAUGAGCAUUCAGAAGGCAUUGGAAAUCAAAAUACUAAAAACAAAAUCAAGAUAAGCUGAGCACAGUGGCUCAUGCCUAUAAUCGCAGUACUUUGGGAGGCCAAGGUGGGAGGAUUGCUUGAGGUCAGGAUUUCCAGACCAGCCUGGGCAAUGCAGUGAGACCCUAUCUCUAAAAAAAAAAAAAAAAAUUAGCCAGGAGUGGUGGCAUGUGCCUAUAGUCCCAGCUACUUGGGAGGUUGAAGCAGGAGGGUCACUUGAGCCCAGGAGAUCAAGAUUACAUUGAGCUCUGAUUGUGCCACUGCACUCCAGCUUAGGCAACUGAGCAAGACCCUGUCUCAAAAAAAAAAAAAAAGUAAUAAAUUUCUGAUAUUGUUUCAAAAAUCUAUAAUUUCUAGUAAGACAUAGUUUUAUUUGAUGCUAGUACACCACCAAUUACGGCAUUUAAAUCCACACUGGGUUUGCUGAUAGUGGGGAUGGUAGCAGUCAAAUGGAAGAACAUUUUAAUGUCUCUACAAUGCAGGUGCAAUAGUCUACCACCUGUCAUGUGGUUACUUUUUGCAAUCGAUAUCAUUAUUAAGUUUGGAAGCUGGUUGUUAUUAACAGGCAUGCAUCCUCUUCAGCUGGAUCACGUUGUUUUCUUUCUGUACACUUUGUGGUAGUUAAUAGUCUCAAAGCAAUUCACUCACUACGGUCUGUAUUAGCAUUAUUUUCCUUUCUAUUUAUGUCUUUCCUUGCUUAAUAAAUGCAGAAGUUCAGACAUUUGAUGAGGGGGGAAAUAUACUUUUUCAGUCCUUGACUGCAUGAUUUAAUUGGUUUCAGGACAGUUAUUUGGCAAGUAGUAUCAAUGGGUACUGGCAUUCCUGUGGUCUGCUGCCAAUCUCUAUUCUGUUUGGACUAGUGUCUGUUUUGACUGGUAGGCCUCAGCUAUCCUAUUGCUAAGUAUUUUACAUAACUGCCCUCAUUAGUUGGAAUAUAGCAUGCUUUACUAGUGUAUCUGAAGUAAGGAGGAAGCAGGAAGUGAGCUGUUUUGUAAUGGAGGCCAAUUAUAUCUAACAGCAACUGUGUCUAUAAGACUGUAGCCUAUUGGAUGGGAAGUUAUAUUAUGAAAACAUGAUGAAUCUUUUAAAUUCUGAGUCCAAUGCUGUCUACAUCUAAAUUUAAAUCCUGGCUCAUACUAACCUUGGUCCUUGGGCAUGUAUAUGCUUCAAUUUUCUCAUCUGUACAUGGGUUAAUAACAACACUCACCUCAACAGUAACCAUACUGCACAGUGCCUGACACAUAUAAAGUGCUCAAUAAAUGCCAGCUACUUUCUGAAAAUAUAUGGAAUUAGUGUGCAAAAAGUUGGGCUAUAUAACUCAAAUCUCCUUUGUAUCUUGGAUAAGACCACUUCUCUCUCGGGCUUGUUUCUUAUAGUCAAAAGCGCAGGAAUUUAGUUGAUCUCCCAAGUUACUUUGGACCUUAAAUUCUGUUUUAUGGUUGUUCAUUUUCUAUGUAGUUUAGAUUUGGUUCAUUGGACUGAUUUGUGUUCUGUGUGCUUUUAAAAUUCAGGAAGAUGUGACUAGGAUAGAUAAAGCAAACAUAUAAACACUCAGUUUCAUUGACUUAAGUAUAAAGACUAACAUGUUUCUCAUUAGUUAUAAUAACCUUAAACUUGAUAUGUUAGGGAAGCAACCUGCAUAACCAUUAAAAUCAGGAGCUACAGAAUCACAAAGAACUGUGACUUUGUAUCUGUGUGAUAUUAUUUAAUGUCCCUAAGCCUCAGUUUCCUCAUAUAUGAAAUGAGGUACUAAUACUUUUAAGGAUUUGAUGAGAUAAUUUAUAUCAUCUUCACUUCAGUGGUUGGCAUAUAUUCAAACCCAUUAUGGCUGAAAAAUUACAAAUGAAUAGAAAGAGAAGCAAGUGAAAACAAAACUCAUUAGUUCAACCACUUCUCCCUCAAAACAAGGAAAUACAAACUAUAUUACUAAGUAGACUAUUAAUAAAACACUUUAUUUAAGUCAAAAUUAUCAAAGAUAGAGUGUCGUACAAUAAAAAUUGUAUAAAAAAUUGUUUAUUAAAAUAUUAAAUAUUUUAUGUUUUCAAGCCAUUAUAUAACAGCUAUUAAACCCUAAUAUUUGACAGAGAAAGAAUUAUGAGAAUAGCUAGAAAAUAUUAAAUAAUAAAUGUGGUUUAUUUUUGAUGGAAUAGAACAGAUUUUAACCCUGAUCCCUGCCACUUUUAUCUGAACCUUGAACAAACAUACAAUUAUGGUUUAAAAAAAAGAAAGAUGAAAACUUUUUAGAAUAAUUAGGAAAUUCUUCUUUCCCAGACCUUCAAUACUUUUAUAAAACCACUACUUAGCAGCUAACAAUGAAAUGUUCAUUUCAAAAUGUUUAGUCUUUAAAGCGGUUACCUAAGAAUAUCUGCCAGUGAACACUAGCUUUAUUUCAUCACAUCAUACACCUGAAUGUAAUCAACAUUGCUUUAUUAAAGAUGUUUAUAUAAUUUUUAUAUAAUACACACUUCCAAUAAUUGAUAAUAGUCUAAUGAUUGAUAUUUUAAAUUAAUGGCUUGUAAUUGUGUAAUUGGAAAGUGGUCCUUGGGACUCAGAUUAAGGUAUCAUUACCUGUUCUUUCAUAAGCUGUUAUUUAUGCUUCUCAUUAAUUAGUUCUUUGUUAUGAAAUCUUUAAAAGUUCAUUAAUUCUGUAAAGGGAAUUUAAUAAAAUGCAAGCAGAUUAGUAAAAUAAUUUGUUUUAAAGUUAGUUUUAAAUAUUAUGCUACCUCUAUAAAGGACCAAAAUAGUAUUUUUAAAAGAAUUUAUCAAAGUAACUAUAAUAAAAGUAUUUAAUGGUAUUUGUAUUGCAAACAUUGAAAUUCUACCUGGCAGUUUAAAGAACAUCACUAACAUUGCCUAAAUGUAGGAAAAUCAAAGGUGAAGUCACCUGCAGAAAAAAAAAAAAAAAAAACAAAAAACAUUCUUAUUAAUCUUAACUAAUUUUCUUUAGUGACAGAAAUUCAAACUUCGAGACAUGUUUGAAACAUUUUAUUUCAGUAAAUAUAGCUGUCACUAUGGAAGUAAUUACUCUAAAGGAAAUCUGUUUUAAAAAGCCAGUAUAAACUGAAAAGUAAGCAACAAAACAUCUUCAGGAAAAGAAAAAGAAAGGCAAAUAAAAUGUUUAUAUGAAAUUACGAACAUUCUGGGCCGGGUGUGGUGGCUCAUGCCUGUAAUCCCAGCACUUUUGGAGGCUGAGGUGGGUGAAUUAUUUAUUUGAGGUCAGGAGUUUGAGACUAGCUUGGCCAACAUGGUGAAAGCCCGCCUUUACUAAAAAUACAAAAAUUAGCAGGGUAUGGUGGCAGGCGCCUGUUAUCCCAGCUACUUGGGAGGCUGAGGCAGCAGAAUUGCUUGAACCUGGGAGGCGGAGGUUGCAGUGAGCUGAGAUAGUGCCACUGCAUUCUAGCCUGGGUGACAGAGCGAUACUUCGUCUCCAAAAAAAAAAAAAAAAAAAAAAAAAGAGAGAGACUAACAUUCUAACAGACAAAACAAAAACAAAAAACAAAAAAACACAUUUUACAAAACAAUAAUCUAAGUGGGCAAGUAAAUACUGGUGUGACAUACAUUUUUAGGGAAAAACUAGCAACAUGUUUUGUGGAGAUAAAUGUAAACACAUUUUACACAUACAAAUCUUUUCUGGCAUGGGUACAAAUGUAACUAAUCAAGUGUAAUUUAUAAACUAUAAAAAAUUUUCAUCUAGACAAAGAAGUUAUUAAAAGCAUUAACAAGUAGUUGAAAAUAUUAUCCCUCUAAGUAUUAGAAAGUUAAACUGCAGUAAUUAAAAGUCAUAUAAGAAUCACCAUGGCAUAGACAUGGUAGGAAAAGCAUUAGCUUUGGCGUUCAAAUAUUGACUCAUUCACUUACCAGCUGUGUUCUCCAGUCAAAAAACUUCACCUCUUUAAUGUUUGGUUUCAUAUUUUUUAAAAGGUAUAACAAAAACACCUACCACAGUGUUGGUGUGAAGACUCAUUUAAAGUUACUAGCACAGUGUCUAGUAUAUACAGUUGCUUUGUUACAUUAACUCCAUUCAAUAUUCUUUCUUUCCACAAUCGUCUGUCACUCCCGGUAGAACUAAGUGAUUUUCCAUGCUCCUGCAAUGACAGCAAAUUUCCCCCAGUCUGCUCUUCCAUGAAUAUCUCAGACAGAGAAGGGUGCCUUCUCAUGUGAUCAGGAGUGAUGUAGCUUUGAGGGUGGACCCACCAUUCCUGCCAUAUUCCUUGGGUAGGCUCAUCUAUCACUUGUCUUAAAGGAAGAUUUGAAACAUAAUAGUUUCCUUUGCGCUUCUGUGGAUGUCUCUGAAAAAGCUGGCAGGGCACACACUCUUGCAAAUUUUUCAUGUUGUAAUCACCCACCAGUGGUAAUAAUAGGGUUAAUUAUAUGAACCCAUAUAGUAGUGUCAUUUAAAGGGAAUUUAAAUUCUCUCUUGUCCUUACUCUGCUCCACCAUCCUCCACUGUGCUUGAAAUGCCUAUCAUUAUCCUUAUUCUUUUGAUACCAGGCAUCACUACAAAAUGUAUACACAUUACCUAGAUUUUCAAGAAGUGAAAUGUUUAGUAACCAUUAUGAUGGAAGCUGGGACUAGGUGACUUAUUCUAAAUGUAACAAUUACCGGUAGAGAAUGGGAUAAAGGACAACUGAGUGUGGAUAGAGAAAGGAGAAAUGGAAGAGUUUGGAGCACGGGCCAUUGCGAUGGACAGACGCCACCGCAGAGAGCAAGGUUUACCUGUGUGGUUGGCAUUCUUGGAAGUGCUCUGGUUCUAUUGGCAGAGAUCCUUGCUGUUAGCCUCUUGCCUUUCGCCCAGGCUGAAGACAGAGUGCUUUCCCAUGGUUCUGUCUUUUUCUCCAGGCAACACUUCCUGAUGACUGAUCAAUAUUGGGGUAGGAAGUCUUAGACAUCUUACUCCAGCUCAGAUCAGCUCUGAUGGGCUGCAGGCUCAGUUUAGGCUUCCCUUGAGAUUUCAUCAUGGCUUUACUUCUCCCUCUACCAGUCCUGGUUCUUCAUAGCCUUCCACAGGUGUCAGCUGCAAAAACCCUCCCAAGUAAGCCUCUUGUAUGCUACUCUGUCUCAGAGUCCAUUUCCUUGGGAACCCAACCUGCUACAGCCUACUUCACACUUCUUCUCAAGGCUGUCUUGAAUUCCUCCAACAAUAGACCCGUUAUUAUGUGAAAGUGUGAGGCUGGGCCCAAGGGAUUUCUUUACUUAUUGAGCAGAGCGAAGUAACAUUAAUUUGUGUUAUAACCACUGAAUGUUCUAAUUCCAUGAAUUUAAAUGACGCACCUGAACAUAUAUGAGGCCUAGAUUUUGCUGCAUGUCCGCAAACCUAUUUUGAUCAACCAGUACUGAACUUUUCCCCUUCUCUUAUGAUUGUCAAAUAACCUUGUUAUAUGCUAAAAAUAAAAGAUUAAAAAACAUACAGUGCAAAAAAGCAAACAAAAGUUAGCUAAUAAUCAAUUCUUUGAACGAAGCCCAGUGAAACCAAGUUUAUCAACUCUAUCUGAAAAUAAAAAUGUCCAAGAAAAUGACAAUCAAAACGAUUAGUGCAUUAGGAUAAGUGUCGUCUCUUGUAGAUAGAUAAAAACUAAACUGAAACCAAAAGAAUUUCCAGAGCAGGCAGUCUCUAUUCUGUAACAAGGUUUUCUCAUGAUCCAGUUAUUUUAAGGAUACCUGCAGGAUCCCACAGGUUUUCUCAGGGAUUUGCUGGAAGCUGGGAAAGUGAUGACUCUCAUUCACUGUUGCCCUGUUUCCUUUUCCUUGACAAAUUCAGUUAACCGGAUGGCAAGUUGUUUAUGAGCAUGCCUUCUCGUUAAGUUGACAAAAUCUUGACAGGAGUAAAAGAUAAUCGAAUUCUCUUUGUGAAGUGAUUUAUGGUUUUAAAAUAAGCAGCUUUUCUUGAAAGUAGUUUACCGGGUUGGGCAAAAAGAGGAUGAGUAUUAAAGGUCAUUAGGCAUUCAAGGUACCACAUUUACUUUCUACAAUGCAAGUAGAAGAAGGGGCCCCACCAGUCAUUCUGAGACGUGUUUCCAUUUUCUGCUACUUUUUAGUGAGCCCAAAUGAUGGUAGCAAUGAUUGAUUUAUCUCAAUCUUCUUGUAUAGCUGCUGAAUUUUCUCUCAUGAGUUUGGCUAAAAUUAGAGUGUGUGUUAGUAGAAUUUAUAUUUAUAGACUAUUGAUAUUAUUAUGUGCAUUACCCAUUUUAAAGAUGGAAACACUGAAGCCCCCAGAAAGGACUGGCUAAGCUCUUACAAUAAGUGAUGGAAUGAGCUUUGAAAACACAGGGCUUAGGAUUUCAAAUCAGGCUGUUUUCCCUCACCGCACCAUGGUGCUUCACUAGCAGAAAUUCUUUAUUUUUUUUUUUUUCCUUUUUUUUUUUUUUUGAGACAGUGUCUCGCUCUGUCCCCCAGGCCAGAGUGCAGCGGCGUGAUCUCGACUCACUGCAAGCUCCGCCUUCCGAGUUCACACCAUUCUCCUGCCUCAGUCUCCCGAGUAGCUGGGACUACAGGCUCCUGCCACCACGCCUGGCUAAUAUUUUGUAUUUUUAGUAGAGACGAGGUUUCACCGUGUUAGCCAGGAUGGUCUCGAUUUCCUGACCUCGUGAUCCGCCCGCCUCGGCCUCCCAAAGUGCUGGGAUUACAGGCGUGAGCCACUGCCCCCCACCCACUAGCAGAAAUUCUUAACAGUUAUUGUUAUCUAACUACUUGACUAGUGUAGAUUCUGCUGUGAGCUUGUGGUGGUUCCUUCUGCAGAUAAAGCAAAGGAAAUCUGGAAAUGGCCAACCUGAAUACUUUAUUUCCAAAACUGUAUAUUUUAUCAGGACAGUAAGGCAAUCAGUGGAGUAAUGAUCCUUCCAAACUGCUGACUACAUCUAGAAUCAUGCAAUUAUUAGUUUUUAAUAAAGAUCGUGACCAAGCUUUCCUUGGGAAGUAAACUUUGGUCACCACAAUAUACAUAGCAAGUAUUAAAUAUCUUGAGAGGUUUUCUUUAAUUGUUUAAUUCAUAGGAAAGCCACUGGGAGCCUUCUGGGAGCCAGAAGCAAAUUAGGAGACACAGAAUUAUUUAAUAAUAAUGGUAAUAAUGACUAAGUUCUCUCAUCAAGGUCUGUACCAUGAUUGAACUACUUGCUGCCAUAAAUUUUUUACUAUUGAAUAAAUAUGCUUUGUGAAUAUUCCAUACAUUUGCUAAGUUCUCACUGGUCAGGUUCAGUCUUUGCUAUUAGAGUCGAGCAUCUCUGCAAAGAGAUUUGAGCCCCUUGAGUAGAACAUAGGCCACAUAGUGUGGCAAACACAUCAUUAGAAACUGCCUCCUAUUCACUCUCUUAAUAGCUUGAGAGAAUUGUACACAAACGUUUCUAAAAUACAGAUCCUACCUUAGGCUUUUCGGCUGCACAGCUGAAUCGCCUCUGUGAAAAUCCUGACCUCGCUUUCUUCUGGCCUUUCUUCCCCGUGACCUUGGGCAAGUUGCUUAAACUGUAGCCAUAAUUUCCUCAUAGAUUUGGUAUGAGUUAAAAUGCAUAGAAAGCAUGUACUACAUCUAGUGCAUUUCUCCAUAAUGUGGGUGGCAAUUAUUCUAAUCCCUUCCACAAAGUAUUUAGUCUAUGACUUAUUUCUGCGAAAACCCACGAAAGUGAAAACUAACAAUAGAGAAGCCUUUUAAAAACCUAACAGCCUCCAAAGACUGAAGAAGAGAGCAUGGUGUUUAAUGCCAGGGUGGAAAGCUGUGACAGUCAGCUUUUUCCCUGGAUAUGGCUUAUUGGUAUUCAUUAUUCCCAAUUCCUUCUAUAUGCCUUCCUUUCUGGAUAGAAUCGAUCACAUUUGCUGGACUCCAUUAUGUUUGGAUUCUAUGUAUAAAUUAGGUUCUACCAAUUACAGGCACGUGUGCAGGAUUUUCAAGGUAGAAGUGAAGUGGAAACUCUCUUCUUACUAAUGUCAGUCUUGGGCCCAAGAGGCCAUCAGGCACGGUGCCCAUAAUCAGUGUUUUAGUGUCUGGUCACUAUCUUCAGUGGAGUCAGGUGAUGUGAAUAGCAGCAGGAGAGACCUGAUUUCUGGAUAAGGACUACAGUAGUACGUCCUUGGACGCAACAGUUUAAGAGGUAGUUCCUGAUUUAUUCCCCUCCCCUUUCCAAUUCAUUCCCUGAUUUUGUGCACACCUAAUACUUAUAUUAAAUACCUCUCCUGCUUUGAAUAAAUGGAAUAAUUUCUGUUUCCUGCAUUUUAUCUUGUUGGAUUAAGUAUUUGAUAAUAAAACUGAUUGUGGGUCUACUUACCUAAGGGUAUAAAUUUGAUAUUGGUUACCUAAACUGUCUGAAUUUGAAAGUAGAGACAAUCUUAUUCAUGCAUAAUGGAUCACUGAUAAUUUUUGGCUUGCAAUGAGAAAAAAAAAUCAGCAGCUGAAAUUAUUACCUGAGAUCACCUGGAAUGAAGAGCCUAUUAAAGCCAAGGCUUUGGUGACCAAUGUGAUUGCUUCAGAAUUUUAUGAUGAGAAUGUAAAUAUAAUAAUUGUGAGGUAGGCUGAAGCAUGUAUAGAAAGAAAACAACAAAUUCAGAGUUUUAAAUAACUGGCUCAAGGCAAGUCAGAGGUCCAAGGAGCAUCUAUGAUUAUCUCCGACACUAUUUUAUUUCUUACAGUUUCAAGGUUGCUGUUGACAAAAAAAAAAAAAAAGAAAGAAAGAAAAAAAUGGCACACAGUGUCUGAUCUUGUUUAUUGCUGAAAUAUAAUUUCAGUUGAAUCACACCCUCAUCAGGUCUUCUCUGUGAAAAUUAGGGCAUUGAGUGAGAAAUAUCAGAAACCCAGAGCAUUAUAAUGGGAAUGUUAGGUAGGUUUAAAUUAUUCUGACUAUACUGAACCCCCAAGUCCGAUGAGCCUUCUUUGCCAGUAGAACUCCUUCAUCUCUGUUAUAUAAGGUUGAUUCUGCCUUUGUGGGGAGAACUAACUUACCUGAGGUAACUAAUGUAAAAUAGCUUGUUCUGAUCACCUCACUGCCUCCAAGUCUAGAGUUAGAGCUCGUUCCCAGUGUCUCAGUAGGGCUUAAAUAUGAAGUAUAAACUGGGAAGAAAAGGCUAAAAUAACAACAAAAAAACGGCAAUAGUUUGUUAUUUUUUAUCAGGAGAAAUCUGCGGACUAUGUAUGGCAACAGACUCAAAGGGAGGUACACCAGGUAGGAAAAAUCAUAACCAGAUUGGGCCAUAUUAGCCAAUAUGGGUACAUAUACUAGAGCCUGCAUGCAAUGAGCUUACCCAACCAGCUCAGAGUGAUUAUAAUUGUUUUGCUUUCUGGAUUGGUUGACUGAAAUCUGGACUCAAUGGUGAGUCACACUAAUUGAAGUUGAGAUGGAAGAAAUUCCUUGGCAUAUUGUAGAAUCUGAAAUAUAGGUUGUAUAUUUAUUAGUCAGUUUGGACUGCUGUAACAAAAAUACCAUAGACUGAGUGGCUUAAACAAUAAACAUUUAUUACUUCCAAUUCUUGAGGCUGUGAAGCCCAAGAUCAAGUUGCCUGCAGAUCUGGUGUCUGGUGAUGCUCCUCUUUUUGAGUUGUAAACAACUGCCCUCAGAAGGCUCUCUCCUGUCUCUUUUUAUUAGGUCAUUAUUCUCAACAUGAGGGCUCCACCCUUAUGGAUUAAUUGCCUCCCAAAGGCCUCAUCUUCAAACACUAUUCCACUCGGGGCUAGGAUGUCAACAUAUGAAAUUUAGGGGCACAUAAAUAUACAGUCCAUAACAGGGAGAUAGGAACAUUGGAGUAACCCAUCAUAUGAUUCACUUUAAUGUCUAAAAACAUCUCAUGAGAGAGUUCAGAGGGUAUUUCUUUUUUUUCUUUCUUUCUUUCUUUCUUUCUUUCUUUCUUUCUUUCUUUCUUUCUUUCUUUCUUUCUUUCUUCCUUCCUUCCUUCCUUCCUUUCUUUCCUUUCUCCUUUUUCUUUUUUUUGUUUUGAGACAGGUUCUCUCUCUGUCACCCAGGCAGGAAUGCAGUGGCGUGAUCUCAGCUCACUGCAACCUCCGCCUCCUGGGUUCAAGCGAUUCUCCUGCCUCAGCCUCCUGAGUAGCUGGGACUACAGGCGUGCACCACCACACCUGACUAAUUUUUGUGUUUUUAGUAGAGACGGGGUUUCACCAUAUUAGCCAGGCUGCUCUCAAACUCCUGACCUCAGGUGAUCCACCCGCCUCAGCUUCCCAAAUCGCUGGGUUUACAGGCGUGAGCCAUUGCACCUGGCCAGAGGGUGUUUCUUUAAGGCAUUUAUUAAUGCAUUGAUGAGGACUCUCCUCUUUUAGAUAGAGAUGAAAGUGUAGAUGCUGCCCACAAAAUGUGCUCCCUGUUUAAGUGGGGUUGGUGGAAUCCUGGAGUGACAGAGAACAAACGACAACAUUUAGUCCAGUUGCAGCAGAGUGGUUGUGGUUUUUAUUAUAAGCAUUAAAAGUAUAGUAGUAGGAAACUGUGUUUAACCUGUUUUCAAGAAUGGAUAAUUGCUCAUUAUAGCUUCAUGAAUAAUAUAGAUGUUCAGCCAACUUAAGUUGUACCUGAAUUGUGCAAAUGAAGGAAAGAUGCAGGUUUGGCAAAUUGAAGCCAGACUAAUUAUCACAAUGUAGUAUCAUUAACACUCACACAAUUCCCAGAUUCAAGGUGCAGCAGUGGAUAUUUCUAAGACGUCCUCAUUUAACUUGAUUUUUUUUUUUAAUCUAUGAAGUAGUUGGCUAUGUUUUGGAGAAUAUACAAUUAAUGUAAGUUUACUCAGGUGGUAAUUCCAGUUGCUAUGGUUGUGGAAGAUAUGGUCUCUACUUAAACAAAUUCAACUGAGCUAUGGCAUCUCCAAUGCAACUGUCAAUUUAGAAAUUUCUUUCUUUUUAUCUCAAUAGGCAAAGAACACUAAAGUAGUCUGCUUUCACUUUCAUUAACACGCCCCAUGGAGAUAUCAUGAAUUACUCUCAGGCCCUUGAUUAUCUUAUCAUACCAGAGGAUGUCCCACAGGUCUACAGCUUAAUAACAUCAUGUGACUGAAGUGGAAGAACUGGAAGGAAAAGAUAACCUAGAAACUCAGUAAUUCACAUGCAUUCAAGAAGGUAGAAGAAAAUUCUCACUAAAACUCAGGGACAUGCCACCUUUUGCAAAUUUCUGGGAGUUUAGUCCGGCAUGUCUGGAAAUCCUUUCCAAAGAAACUGGGCCUGUUCUUGAUGGGCUCCCUGGAUGUUUGAAGGCAACAUAUACUAGUUUUAGAUGCGCUGCUUCGAUACUUUGGAUUCAAUACUUAGUAAUCCCUAAAGCUGUGAAUUUGGAGUUUGUUGCUGAGGAAGAGUAGACUCUCUAGCUUUUCCAGGCUGUGGUCCAGGCUGCUGUCUUUGCUACUUGGUUACAAUGAUCCAGCAAAUUCAACGGUGCAUAAAAUGUUUCAGGCAGAUGGUCAUGCAGUUUGUAAAACUUUGCCAAUCUCGUAGGAGAUUAAUAGCGUAGAGCUCUGUGGUUCUGAAGCAAAAUCAUGCUUUCUUUCUUAGAUUAUUAAUCUCCUUGUGAGGGACAGUUCUUGUCUUGCUAAUAGAAAUAGAUGCCGAAAGAGGCUCAACUGUUGGCUAUUGGAUCCCGAGUAGUAAUGCAACUGAACUGUAAUCAUGAGUUUUGAUCAACCAACCAUAAAGUUGAGCUUGGGCAGCAGAACUCCUACAUCAAGUAAAAAGUAUAUAUAUACACACAUAUGUGUGUAUGUAUAUGUAUACCUAUAUAUAUGUAUACAUAUGUAUAUAUGUACACAUGUGUAUAUAUGUAUAUACAUAUAUGUAUACAUGUGUAUAUAUGUAUACAUGUGUAUAUAUGUAUAUACAUAUAUGUAUAUAGAAGUAUAUAUACACAUAUAAAUGUGUGCGUGUAUAUAUAUAUGAUUGGCUGAGUGCUCUAUUUGUUGCUUGAGCAGGUGUUCACCCUCCCACAUAAAUUCAUCCUACUUAAUUGGCACUUUUUCUUCAACCCAUACCUGCUUCUCAGAGAAACUAUAGAGAAGAGGAAACUUCCAAGUGAGCAGGUCUUUGAAUGGUACAUCUAUUUGUUCACUCUGCUUGGAAACAAAGGUUUCACUAAGCAUGGAUACAAUUUGGAUCAUUGGUAAUAAGGAGACUUAGGGAAGAAAUACGUGUUAAGGAUUGUUCAUAAGUGGCAGAACCUAUGAGAAUAUUCAUGCCACAUGUUAUUUCUUUUCAGAAGAUCUUCCUAGUUGAGGAAUCUUUCAGAGAUUCAGUAGAUAAGGUGAUCUAUUAUAUGGAUGUCAAGCUGUCCUUUUCCCCAGCCACCCUCCUCACGUCUUGCUCAAUGACUUCAUGAAUGAAAAGUUUAUGAUAGCAAAGAUGUUGGUAACAUAUGCAUUCAACAACAUAGUUCAUUUGGUAGAGUCAAUACUGAGUACCUAAGAGCCCAAUUCUGAUACUCUCAUAUUGCACUAUUCACUAGGAGGUUCAGCAAUCUAUUUAGUGGCAGGUGGUGACAGUGGAUUUCUUCUCUUAUGGAAAGGACAACUAUCCAUAUUGAAAUAGACAAUUACUCUGUAUAUAGAUUUGCCUGCCUUGUAACCAUGCCUUUGCAUCUGUUUACUUACUUAAUGGGACAUUAUUAUGGUGACCCAUACAACAUCACUUUUAAACAGUGGAUUUAUUUAUGGCACAGAGGUUAAGAAAAUGAACUCAGGCCGGUAAGAGUCACUGUUAUCAUUCACCACAAGUUGCCUGAAGCAACCAGCCUUUAAAAUACUAUAAUGGACUGUGGAAAAAUCAGUUAGAGUGUCACUUGGAUGAAGCUGUAAUUGGAAGUUGAGGACACUGUCAUUCAGAAUAAGAUGUAUGAUCUGAAUUAGUGGCCAAUACCUGGCCCUUUUUGUCUGUAGUUAAAUGUGAUGUGAGGAAAUACCAAAGCUCAUGGUAAUCUCAGAUGUCAUUGGACAGAGAAGCUCACAGACCAAAUUAAGAUGCUGAAGUCAGAUGACUUAUGAAUCAAUUUAAAACAAAUCAUGAGAAGGAAGGGAGGAAAGGAUGAAGUAGGUUUGCAGUCCUCUUAGAAGAAGGUAAAAGUGGGUAGAAUGGACCAUAGUACUUGAAUCUUGAGUUCAGAAUCAGAUAUUCUUCCUCCUUGGCCUCUUCUGUUUCAGGGCUUCUCGAAUUUUUUUUUCUUUUAUUUAUUUUUUGAGAUGGAGUCUUGCUCUACCACCCAGGCUGGAGUGCAGUGGCACAAUCUUGGCUCAAUGCAACCUCCUUCUCCCAGGUUCAAGGAAUUCUCCUGCCUUAGCCUCUCGAGUAGAUGAGAUUGCAGGUGCCCACCACUACACCCAGCUAAUUUUUGUUUUUUUUGGUAGAGAUGGGGUUUCACCAUGUUGGCCAGGCUGGUUCUGCCUCUUGACUUUAUCAUCCUUCCUCUCUGAUGGUAUGGUUAUGUGGACCAGAACUGAAGUUUAAGGAAGGGGCUUAAGAUAUGGAAGUUGCCUGGGACCAACAUACUCUGUCCAAGAGACACAGUGACACAUACAUGCACAGCUGACCAAAGCUAUAGCUUCCCAAUUACUUGAUGAACAGCUAUGAAUGUUGUUUCUUUUUCUUAGACAAAGUGCAUAUCUGCUCAAGAUGGAUGUCACUAAUGUGCAACUGAUCCACAACCUCAUACAAUUUUAGUAUCUCAUAUGCUUCGUGUACAUGUCAUGUAUGAAGGUGCCUGAGGUACCCCAUGUAUAUAUAGCAUGUUAUGAAUGUUAGGCAUAUUUUGGUCUUUCCUUUCUAUCUAUGUUUAGUAUGCACAAGACAUACUUAUUUUACCUUUGCUUAAUAUGCCUUAUAGUUUACUAACUUACUUAACAGAGGAGUUUUGUUUUCUUGUUAUCUGUAGCAGAAUUGAAUGUUGCCCAGCAAUAUAAUAUAUGUAAAUCAUACCAAAUUAUAUGUGUUUAAAACUCAAGGGAUGGAACUGGGAGAGAUAACACUCAUUUUUCACCUACGCAUCACUCACAAUAUUUAGCUCUCCUUCCACAUGAUGUUGGGAUAUGAUGGCUUAGAAGUCUUACUAGUCAAUGGAAGAAUGUUUCUCUUCCAAGAGGACACAACAAUGAUUCAUUUGAACUCUAUGAUUGCCACUGAAUAAUUUGGUCUUUCCAUGCCUAUAAGCAAAGAAGUUACGUGUAUUAACUGGAACAAUUGGUCCUGAUUAUUAAGGAGAGUAAGUUUUUCCUACAAAGAGAUGUAUGUAUGGGACCCAGGGAAUUUUACAGAAACAUCUCUAAGAACUUCCAUGCUUUUUUGUCAAGUUAAAUGGACAACUAUCGCAACCACAUACAGGCAGAACCACUAAGAGUAAAAACCCCUCAGGAAUUAGGAUUCGGGUCACCCUGCUUGGCAGAGCCCUAAUUAGUCACAGUGCUAGGUGAGGUCAAAAGUAAUAUGAAAUAGGAAGAGGAUAAACAGUGUCAUAAACAACUGUGAUCUUAUGGCCAGUUGCAGAGUAAGAAAUUAAUAACUACUCCUGUUCUCUUCUUUGCCUUGUUAUGCAUGUACUGACUUUUUACCUCUUUCUUUUUCCCUACAAUUUUAUAAAAAUGGUGAUACAUUUGUAAUUUGUCCCUCAAAUUACAGACUAUCAGCUUGAAACUAUGAUUGGAAUUGAAGGUUAAAGAAAACCCAGCUAUAGAUUCAGUGACUAACAAAAUUUGGGGACAGUGUAAGCCUCAUUCUAAUUGCAUAAGGAAUAGUUACUGUAUGUUAGGCAGGUGCAUGUUGUUAUUGCUACUUUUUUCAAGUCUAAGUUCUAGGUACAAAGUGUACACUGUACUGGAUUUAGUAUUUGACAUCUAUUUUCACAUCCUUCUAGGAGUCAUCUUGUACUAAAGAAGCUGUAAGCCCACAUGUGCAUUUCCCAGAGUCCCUUGUUGCUAGGGGGCUGAAUGCGAACGAGGUUUCACCAUUAAAUAUACUUAUACAUUUGGAAAGGCAAAAAUGAGGCAGAGGCCAUCUUUGUGUUGCUGGUUUGAUUAGCAAGUUUGCUAAGACAUGAGUGUCAAGGGAAGUUGAGGUGGAGAUGGUGGCUAUAUGGUGCAGCUGUUUUCCUGAUUCCCAGAGAGCAAUCACUCAGAUGUGCUCUUGUACUUAAUACUUCCACUGGCAGUCCCUUUUCUUUCCUCUUUUAGUUCUUCCUAUAAUUUUCUAAGUGUAUAAUUGCCCAUUUUCCCUAAAUACCUAGGUAGGUUUUAUUUCCUAAACUGGACCUCUUACCAAACACAGAUGAGAUGUACUGUCUGCCACCCUAACUGCCCAUAGGACUCCACCAAGGAUGCCAACUCUAAGUGGUCAUUUACCUCUGUGAUUGUGUUUUUAAUGCCUGCCUCCCAUUAAGUUAUAAGAUCCAGGAAUUUAAUAAUUUAUUUUGAUAAGGACUUAACACAAUGCUUGGCACAUAAGAGGAAUUAAAUAACAUUUUUCUGAAUGAAUAGAUUUUAAACCAUGUGUGAGCAGUCACAGAAUUCACUGAUCUAUUAUAAUUUACCAAUUCCUUUGCAUCAUAGCACCCAUGCAAAAUAUUUUGGCUACAGGGAGUGCUCCAAUUUUGAUACUCUCCCUGUCAAUAUGCCUAUUACCCCAAUAUAAUUUAAGAUUGACAGGGAGAGCAUCAGUAUUCUGCAGUCUGAUUGCAGAAGCAUAUAUGUAAAAAUAUACCUUUUAGAAAUGAUUUUAGAAUCUGGAAAUUUACAAACUAUUAAUUUUCUUUUCUACAGUUUCCUCCAGAAAGCCCCUAUGUAUUUAUUCCGGUUAACAAUUUUACUUGAGUAGAAAUCACUUGACUCAAAUUUUGAUGAUUUAAUAGCUCAUUGAAAGAACUAGCCUGAAGCAGAUAAAAUAUGUUGCAGAUGCUGUAACUCUUAUUUGCAUCCAUUGGUCUUUUGGUUUAUGUGCUUUAAUAAUUUGAAAAACAAGAAGAUAAUCAGGAACCAAGAUGGAUAUGUGUGUCUUGAGGCAGAACUUAAUUCAAAAUUGUUCAGUGUUUUGUCAGAUGAACUCCUUAACCACAUUUGUUAUCAGUAGCACACAAUAUAUUGGAUUAAGUUUUUGAAUGAUGUGCAAAGAUGAUGCCAGAUUGAUCCUAACAAACAUAAAGCUCAGAAUCAAAACCAGAAUGUUGUUUUGAUCAUACUGGUUUUAGGCAAAGGAUUUUAAGAUAAAUUCUUUCAUACUGGAAUUUGUGAUACUAUCCACACUUUUCCUCACUAUAAAAUUUAAUGAACCUUAUAUCAUUAAUAUUUUUGUGUCAAUGGUGAGUUCUUCUUUUUUCUUUACCUGAGUUGUAUCAACAGUUUCAAAGGAGAGAGAGUGUUUUUGGUAAAGGCAAUAAAUUAUUUUUUAAUGUACAUCUUAUACACAUAAAAUACUUUCUCAUAUUCUGAAGAAUGAAGCAUUUCUGUCCUAGGUGAUUAUAAAGUUUGUUGCUAUAGUAUUUCAUUAUUUUUUAUUAGAAAAUAUUUUAAUAACACAAGAAAGUAAAGAAAGUAAUACAAGGAACACUCAUGUACACAUCAACCAGCUUUGUCUGAAAUUAAUAUCAUCCUAAAUUUGCUUCAUUGCUUUUAUUCAUUAAAAAUUACAAAUACAAUUGAAGCCCUUGAACCCCUCACCUGUCACACUAUCCUCUUUGCUUUGUCAAAUACUUACUACGUUCAUAUGUAUUGAUGUACAGUAUAGCCUUAUUUUACGUGUUUUAAAUUUAUACAUAAACAAUUUCAAACUCUAUGAAUCAUUCUACAUUUUGCUAUUUUGUGUUCAAUAUCCUGUUGUCGAAACAUUUCCAUGUUCCUUUAAUUCAUUCAUUGGCAAUACAGUAUAAUAUGUUAUUGUAUAGAUACAUAUAUAUUUAAAAUAUAUAGGUAUUUUAAUUUUACUGUAUUAUAUUGUUGAACAUUUCCACUGUUUUACAUUUUUUAGUAUCAUAAACUAUCCUUCAAUGAACACUCUUUUAAUGUCAUCUGGUGUCAGGUAUGAGAGUUCCUAAACACACACAGUGUAUCUAGAAUUUGAAUUGCUAAAAUUGAACAUUCAAUUUUCAUUUUUAACUUUACUAAAUACUGUAAAAUUGUUCUCUGUGUGCCAAUUUUCUUUACCACUGGUAAAAUGUGAGUUUCCACUUUCACAUGCUUGCCAUUUCCUAUUGCAAAACAUUUAAGUAUUUAUGUUUGUGAUAAAAAUGGAGUCUUAUUUUGAUUUUAAUUUGUACUUCCCCAGUUCCUGUUGUGUUUAAGUUUGUUUUUUAUUUAUUUAUUAUCUGUUCAUGAUUUUCUUCAUUUUUUCUCUUACUGGUUCAUAUUCUCUAUACAUGCUGAAUGGUGUUAGCUAGCUAUAUUCUUUGCAAUAAUUAUUAAAAUUUUCUUUUUCUUUUCUUUUUUUAAGAGACAAGGUCUUACCCUGUCAUCCAGGCUAGGAUGCAGUAGCACGAUCUUAGCUUACUGUAGACUCCAACUCCUGGGCUCAAGAGAUACUCUCCUGCCUUGGUUUCCUAAAGUGCUGGGAUUAUAGGCCUGAGCCACUGGCCUGUUUUGUUUUUCUUAAUAUAAGGCUAUACAUUUCCCUCUAAGAACUAAUUUAGCUGCCUCCCUCAAUCUUUUAUAUGUAAUUUUAAGUUAAUAUUCAGCUUUAAACUUUUCUAAUUCAAUUAUCUUUUUUGAUUAAUCAAUUGUUUAGGAUAAUGUCUCAAAACUUUUUUGGUAUAUAGAUAUCUUUAAUUACAUAUUUCUAAAUUAUUUUCAUUUAAGUCAAAGGACAUAGCCUGGAAAGUAUUCGUUUGUUUGUGUGUGUGUGUGUGUGUGUGUGUGUGUAUUUGUUGUGAUUUGUUUUUAUGUUUUAGCAAUUUGGUCAGUUGCUUUAAAUUAGAGAUUUUGCCUGAUUGUUAUCUACAGAAUUCUAUGCAACUCCAUUACAUUAAGCUAAUAUCGCUUCAUUUUAUCUCUCAUCACAUUUUGUUUUUGUUUGUUUGUGCUGUGAAUUAUUGAGAUAAUGGGUUAAAUGUAUGUGCCUGUGUCCAUUUAUUUCAAUAAUAUCUUAUACUAUGACUCUAUAUUAUUAAUUGGGAAGAUUUUAGAAUACUUAACGUAUGUUUUCUAAUUAAGCAGUGACCCACUUAAUUUCUCAGAAGUACAUUUUGUUUUAUUGCUUUAAACUCUAUUUUGAUUGUUUUUAAUCUGAUCAUACAGACUUUUAUUUUGGCUGAUAUUUUCGUUACUUUUUUCUUAUUUUUAUCCUUUCUAUGUCUUUAUGAUUAAAUUGUGUGCCUUACAAGGAGGUUUUACUUUUUCCCUCAAUGGAUUUGGAAGAUAUAUGUUCUAUUUUUAUUUCUGUUGUUGGUUUCCUGAAAAUCUCAGCAUGCAUAUUUGACUUAAAUUCUAAAAUUAAUAAACACUUUCUUAAUUUCCUGAACAAUAAAAGGAAUUUCAAACAUAUUAUUGGUCAUCAUCACCUGCCUAUUAAAUAUGCUUUCCCACUAGGGCUGGGGCUAAUGGAAAAUACAUCUUAAAAAGUCUUCUGUGUAAAACAUGGGACUCAAAACAACACUAGGAAAAUAGCGUAGAUCAGAUAAUUCUCAUUAAAUCAGCUGUUUAUUAAAAAAAGCAAUGAGCAAGGAACAACAAAGUCUCCUUAGGAGGCAAAACAAAGUAUUAUUAAAAGUAUGUUUGAUGUUGCUGAAGAUUCUUUCAUAAACAUAUUAAAGUCAAUUAUAAUUCUGUUUUUAAUGACCUUAUUAGCUCAGAUGAUGUUUUAAUGAUUUGAGUUUAUGUAUUAUUUGAAGAAUCUCUAAAUAGCACUAUUAAGUGCUCUGAUAUGCAGUAAUAUUUAUAUUGAGAAGCAACUUUUUUAAUUGUUUGGGGAAAGACUUCUAUUUCUUAUGACAUGCUUCCUUUUCAUUGAGGAAUACCCAAGAUACCAAGUUUUCUUUCAGAAGUAAUUUGCAUUUUCCACCUUGAAGUUGUAUUUGCCAUUUUGUUUGUUGCCAUAGGAAAAUUCUUUUUUGAGAAUUUUUUUCUUAUAACGUUCUUCAUCUGAUUAAACAAACAAAAAACCCAUCUUUAUUUUUAGACUAAAAGCCUUUGAAUAAAAUAUUAUACAACUUUAAAUAAAUUUAAGAUGACAUUAUGACUUAUUAGGCCACAGUUAAAUAUGAGCUUCAUCUAUUAGUGAGUCAAUCAUAGGAUUUUCACACAUGGCUUUUGUUCACAGUAAGUUAUAUCAAUUAAGUUGCUUAGAAUGAACAUAUAGCUGAACUAAUAAGCAUGAAAUAUUUUCACUGAUUUAUAAGAAUCCAGAAAUUAUCAAUGAGUUUUCUUUUUCUAUUAUUUAAAAAAGUUUUUGCUUGGCAAAUCUUCCCCUCUAGGAGAUUAAAGUAUUUUUUGCUCAUUAAUCAAUGUAAGAACACCUUACUUUACAUUCAUUGAACUCUGAGGUUAUAGAACUGUGAACUUUUCGAUUUGUUCGGCUUGGGGAAUGUCAUAGUUCAUUCUGUGAGUGGAAGUUGCCUUUAACCACAUGAGAACAAAUAAGGGAAUAUUAAGGUUUUAACUCAAGGCAGCUGAUAUGCAAUGGCUGGGAUAAUGGCCAUUACCUAAAAGAAAGAAGGCAGCAAAUGGUUCCAGACAUUUAUAAUUAUGCAUCUGAAGUCAGAACACCUUUUCUUUUUAAACAUUUUCAAUUUGUGAUCUGCUUGAGGACUUGUACAUAGAUAGGCUCAAGAUAUUUUGAGUCACAUAUGUAAAUGAAAUGUUUUGAGCAAAGUUGUAACCCUGCCCACAAAAUAGCUUUGCUAGGGAACAGAUGUAACUUGGAGAAGUACCAAUUUUGUCAUUCUAGAUGAGAAAUCUUCUGGUGCCAUCAAUGGGAUGCAAUUUGGCUAGUCACACCUGGGUGACCAAUAUCCGGAGGCUCUACGUCAAGUCAUUGAACAUGGAUGGAUGCUCCAUUAAGUCAUUUAAAAUAAACUUCCUAGCAAGUGAUCUCUAGCAUCUCAAUUUAACUGUAUCCUUUGGAGAUUUAAGGAAAACUGACAAAGCUAAAAAUACCUCUGCUAGGGGAUCUAUUAGUAUUCUCCACAUUGCUACUGAAACUUGCUGCCUUUUCCUAGAAGCACAUGAAAGAAACCCUGGUCCAAGCGAACUGUCUCCUUCACCAAAGCCACCUUGGAGAGAGCCCACACGGAGACUGGAGAUGUAGACUAUUAAGAGCACUCAGCCACAGAGUCACUUUGGUUGUGUCACUUAACCUCUGUGCUCUUCUAAGCUCCAUUCCUGGCUUGUGUUGCAGGGAUGUUUUGAGGAUAUGUUGAUGUGUGUGACUCCUUCUCUGUGUGUUGCUAUUAAAGACAUUAAGAACUGAGCUGAGUAACAAACUUUCUAGAAAUGAAUGAAGAAAACAUAGCAAAAUUAUACCUAUUUUUUUAAAUUGAAGUACAAAGAAACUGUAGCUAUAAUUAUCUUUCUUGACACUAACAGUACAUGAUUCCUAAAUGCUAUUGCUCACCUCAAGUCAAUGUCACUUUGUAUUAAUGGAUUUAGUGUCAUGUAUGGUCUUGUUUUUUGAGGUCGUCUGAUGAAAUCAGAAUGAUUUCACUUAAGGCAAGGCAUAUUAAAAUACAAAUUCGUAAAGAUAAUACCUUGAUGUUUAUGUCUAUGCCAAACUUGCUCUGCUGAGUUCCUGGUGGAAUGAAAAGACUGUCUUUUUUUAAUUGUGAUUUGUUUAUGACUAACAGCAUGGAUUUGAGACAGUUAUGAAAAUGCCAUGGUAUCAUUCUGUAAAUAACUUUGUCUAUGUAAUUGUAGUGUAUACUUAUUAUUGACAACUUGAAGAAAGUACAUAAAGUACAAAAUAAAAGUUACCCAUAUUCUUAUCAGCCAGAUCUAACUAAUUUUACCAUUUUCAUAUCUCUGUGCAUACUCUUAAUAAAAAAUGGUAUAAUACAUUUAAGCAGA